AUGGCGUGGCAGCAGCAAGGCUACAAUCAAAAUCACGGAGGCGGUCAAGGCUACGGCCAAAGCAAUCAGUAUGGACAGCAACAGCAGUUUAAUCAGCAUCAGCAAUAUGCGGCGCAAGUGCUUUACGGAGGGCAGUCACAAGGAUACAACCAAGGAAAUAACUGGAGUGCGGGUCCGUCCAAUAUGAACAAGGGACCUGGUCAUUUCGGGAACUCACACCGAAAUCCAAAUUACGGAUACGGGGAGCAAAGCCAGAACAACCGACAAACUCAACGUCAAAAAGACCCACAUAAGCCAAUCAACGCUACAGAGGUCAAAUCAUAUAUAAAUGCAUGGGCAACAAAACAGAAGCUAAAGCCAGAGUACUCUUAUAAACAAGAAGGGCAAACUCCAUUUGUGCUUUAUAAAUGUACGCUCUCCAUCGGUCAAUACGACUGCCAAGGCGAAGGGGCUGCAAAAAGCAAGAAACAAGCGCAAACGAUUGCAGCCUGGGAUAUGUCAGAAAAGCUUGCAGCAAAAGGAGUCCUUAACCUUUCGGAAGUUCCACCUAUCCCCGAAAAUCUACUCGGUGCUCAUGCUACCAAGACUGCGAAUCGGGUUGAAGGAAACAAUGAAAAUGUUUAUGUUGAAUACGGUGAAGAAUAUGGCGGUUGGACAACGGAAACUGCAAGACAACGUCUGAACAGAUUCUGCAUGCAAUUGGGGAUUAGUUGCAACAUCAUUAACCAUGUCACUGGACCUCCACACGCUAGAGUCACCUCUGCAUCCCUGUCGUUGAUAAUCGAGCGGCUCAACAAAAAAGUUCUUCAAGUCCAAGUUGAUGCUCCAAACAAGAAGUCAGCAAAUGCAAAAUGCUCCAUGGAGAUGCUAAAACAGCUUUUUGCUCUCAAUCUUAUUGAGAAAAAAGGUGAACCAGAGAUGAAGCUCUUGCGUAAAAGAAAGAAUGAAAUCACCUGGACAAGGACGACGGCCCCUAGUCGGUUGAAAAAAUUCAAGGAAGAAAAUUCUGGUGACAGCUCGUUUGGAAUAAGCGAAUCAUCUGCCUUUCAAAACGGUCAAUUCACAAUCUCUACGGUCAUCAAUUGCAAGGGGAUCAAAAUUGAAGCACAAGCUUCCGAACCAUCCGAAGAAGAAGCAAAGAUAUCGGUUGCAGUUAUGCUUGCUAAUAAGCUGUGCGUUGCAGGAUUGAUCGAAGCUAACUUGCCGGUAGCUAAAAGCAAGAAAUCAAAAGAAGAAUAUCUUGCUAAUAUCCGACAGACCAACAUCGUAAUGGUCCCCCGUUUCAAUAACACUGGCAGAAAUACCCCAGGUGACGACCGCCAACUAAAAAAGAAACUGCUCGACCUCGAGCAAAAGGAAACUUACAAGCGACUCCGUGUCAACACAAUGAACAAAAUCACUAAGUGUCUGAAGGAGUCGGAAAGUUAUCCACAAAUUGAAAACUUGCACAGAGUUGGCGAGUUUUUCAAGGGACUUGAACUUGCAGACGAAACCGAGGACUUGGAGCUCGUUGUCGUCUCCAAAGAAAAACCCACGAAUUCUUUUGUAAAUGAAGUUCUUUCCGUACUUGCUUCUUUGGAAGGAUUUACGGCAGAUAGAUACGAGGACUUCCUUUAUCUUACGACUAAAGAGAAGCCGGAAGUAUCUAUCUACGUCACAUUUACCUCAGCAGCAUUUUAUCCACCCGAUGGUAAAGAAGAAUGCGCAGAUCCAGAAGGCAUGAUUCUUCGUGACGGAUGCGUUAAUGUCUGGAUUCGACUUCAGCGUUGUCUGUUUUUGAUGGAUCGAUGCCACAAGCUUUUCAACUCACUUGCCGUAUUGCGUGUUUUGAAAUUUCUGGCGCGAGAUGCCGAGAUGGAUGGAUUUUCUGGCUGGUUAAUGGAACUGUUCGUCAUCAGAGCUUUAGAAACUGCCCAUAGUUCUGAACCAGCCGGAGAUGCGCUCCGACGUGUUUUUUCCAUCUUAUCAGGAGGAAUUCUACUGCCCAACGUCAGCUCUCUCAUCGAUUUGAACGGAACUGACGACCUCUUAGACCAACUUACCGUUAUUCAACGAAACAAAAUCACUGCCAAGGCCCAUACCUAUCUUCGUCUCCAAACAUUCAAGCAACUGCACAAAGUGCUUGGAAUCGACUUUGUCCAGAAAAAAUCGUCGCUGAAAAUUGAAGAACCGAAACCCACUUUUAAUGAAAACGAUAACAGCGUGGCACAAGCUAACUGA
Messenger RNA from Oikopleura dioica, 2220 nucleotides. NCBI's taxonomy places the organism in Eukaryota, Metazoa, Chordata, Appendicularia, Copelata, Oikopleuridae. The record is from the annotation of a GenBank genome assembly.